Molecule: messenger RNA, 1933 nt
Organism: Thunnus maccoyii (southern bluefin tuna)
Lineage: Eukaryota; Metazoa; Chordata; Actinopteri; Scombriformes; Scombridae
Gene: cyyr1
Product: cysteine/tyrosine-rich 1
Exons: 4
Coding region: 341-823 (160 amino acids)
Source: RefSeq, a predicted model, not a curated record
UAAUUUGAGCAGACGGGGGAUGGGAGGGGAAUAAAAACCUCAGCAGUCAGUCGGAGGUGUGGGAACAGGACGGAGCGGCGACUGAAAAGACGCGCACACGUGGAGGAACAAACCGAGCUUCACUUUUGAGGAAGAAACAUUGAAACAAGCCGAAGUCACAACGAGCGGUUCGCUGCUCUCUUUGAGGGAAAGGAGGAGGGGGGAUACAACAAUGAUCCUGGAGGAGCCAAAUAGGUGACUGUUGCUGCAAGCCCAGGCUUUUUUUUUGUUAUUUUCUGUCACUGAUUAAGAACAUAGGAGCAGUCCGGAAAGUGGGCGCAGAGGGAGAGAAAGAAGGGUCAUGGAAAACCCCUGGAGGAGGAGGAGGAGGACGCAGGCGGUGAGAUGGAAAUUGUUGAGGAACUCGCUGCUGCUUUGUUUAUUCACUGGAGGCAGUGAGGCCCAGUGUGAAGGCUGUAUAGAGUAUUGCUGCGAUGGAUCACCACCUUUCUGCUGCUCCUACUACGCUUACGUGGGAGACGUCCUCUCGGGCACUGCCAUCUCCGGUAUCGUUUUCGGCGUGGUGUUUCUCAUGGGGGCGGUGGCAGCCUUGUUCCUGUGCGUGUGUAUGUGCAUGAAGAAUGGUCGGGGUGCCCGGGUCGGCGUGUUCAGCACCUCAUACAUCAACACUGUGACCCAGGGCUACCCAGGUCCUCCACCUCCAUACACCUACGACUACGAGAUGUACCCUCCUUCCCUGCACCCCCCGCCUUACACUCCGACUCAGCCUCGGCCGGCCAACUACUCCCCCCCUCCUCCUUACCCUGGCUGCACACGCAAAUGAAUCUGUGUUGCACGGAUCAUCCGCUGGCCAGCUUAAAGGACGGUCUCAUGGCCUGAUUUUCCAGACCUGGUGGCUGGACACCUCAGGCCUCUAGAGCAGCGCUGCAGCUGUUGGGGUUAAAGACUGAGGCUUUCAGGGGCCCACAAAAAUGUUCAUAUUUAACAAAAAAAAAAAAAAAAAAAAAGUGGCCCGGUGCAAUAUUGUUAAGCAGGCCAGAAUUCCUAGCUAUGCUCUUGCAAGAUGUAAAUGUAACUGCAUUUAUGCUGCUCAGAAGCCAAGUCUGGACCAAGUGGUGAGGAAAUAAAUAAUAAGAUGUGGGUCAGGACGCUGAAGAACUCCCUAAUAUGUCCACGUUUGGAUAGACUUAACUUGCCUGCGGCUGGUACUUUUUUUUCCUGCUAAUAACCAAUAUCUUUAUCCGUCCCCGGCUGUGCACAUCAAAGGCACCGUGCCGCUUUGAUAAAGGUGAAGACCACUUUUGUCAGCACGGAGGGGAAGGCUCACAUCACUGGAGGAGGGAAGUCUUUCCAGGAUACAAUGUAGACUCUGCUUUUAUGGAAAGUUGCCUUUUUUCACCCCAUUUUUUUUUUUAUAACUUGAUUUAUUUGAUGUGACUGAGGUUGGAGUUGAGGAUGAAAGCUGUUUUAAACAAGUCAGGUCUGGACCUGUCAUGUGUAGACACAAAGACUUGAACAUAAUGCAUAAUAAUGCUGACCUGAACGGCACGGGAAACUUGAAAGGACUGGGUUGUUGGUAAUGAGCUGGCUUUUAUUGCCUUACUUGAAACAAUGUGAGGGUGAAAACUGAACUUGGGUCACAUUACGUUCAGAUGAGUGGAUUCUCUUUGAAACUGAAAAAUGUUAAUCUUGAAUCAUAAUUGUGAAGCAUUCAUUGUGUGAAUUGCAAGCAGCAGGCUAUACGUUUUUUAAGCAAAAGUGAAAUGACCUCACUGUGCUGUUAUUGAUUCAUGCGAUGGAUGACCUGUGAAUGAUGGAAGGGAUAUAACCAUUAAUGUGUCAGGUAAAUGAUUUUAAGUGCUUUUUCCUUGCUGUUUCAGUGGCUGUGUUGUAAAUUAAAGAUGUGAUUAAAAAGUGACUUUUUUUAAAAGUA